UACGUGAACAUGAUCCGUGCACAUAACAAUAACAGAUGUUAAAUUUUCAAUACCGGUUUGACUGCUCGCGUUGAUAUCGAUCCAGUUACCGUUCAAGUUACGUUUAUUGUUAUUAUUACAUAGUUACUAUUGAGUAAACAUUUAAACAAAACUUGUAUCCACCAGUGAAAGUAUAUUAUGGCAACCAGCCCAGUCUUCAUGGCAACUUUCGGGCACAGGAAUACGACUUAAAUCACACAUGACCGGAGGGAAACAGAUAUCUGCUCCCAUCGCAAACACUUCCCGAUUGCACGAGUCUCAGCGGAGCCGUGGUGAAAGUCCUCAUUUGAAGCUGAUUAUCACAAGACUGCACUCACGCACUGCACUGGUUGGGUCUGUCAAUGAGCGAAGAAAAAAAAAUCACAGCGUCCAAAGAGAAAAGACGAUAAACUUGACCGACAGAGAAAUCAAUUACCGGACAGAGCAGCCACUGAUUGAAAAGCAACCAAUACAGCCCAAAAGUACAGAUACACGUUUGAAUAUACAUCUCGACUGCCAUUGAGAAUAGCUGAUAAUUAAUUAAAAUUACAACCUCAAAAACACGGACCGUACUAGUUUAUUAAGUGGAGCGAAAAGAACAUAAAGAGUAACAUGAUUAUCAAGCGGGAAGGAUGCUGAAGAUUGGCUGUGCUUUGGGGCAAUUUAGUAUCGAUUUUGUUGCCUAUUCGAUGCCAGUAGGAUUUUAAUCCACGCUCUGGUUGAACAAAAACCUGUCAAUGUUGCAACAGAGGAGUAAACAACAACCAACUAUCCACAUAAAACAAGAUUCAAAUGCGUUCAUCAUACCUGAGGAAUUGCCCUCCAUUCUUUCUCUAGUCUACUCCAACAUUCCACCAAUACGGAAAGGAACGGAUUCAAGACUUGGGUUCGGUUUCCGACUGGGAGACCAUGCCGAUUUCCAGGUGCAGUUUGAAAUUGGACCACAGCAAAGAACUAGACCUAUAGGUUCAAAUUCAGGCAGCAGCAAACGAAACGUGGAGUCUGAAGACUUCCAACAACUUAAAAGCAAUUCAAGUUACAACUCAGGAAAGUCCUGGCUCCAAGCUUGGUCCAAGGAAACCAAGCAGAAGCAGCAGUUCAACAAGGACAAGCACAGGGACGCAAGCAAACCGGAAAUGCCCGUGUCACCAAUGAUUUCCGAAACGGCCUACAAUCAGCUACAGCAGCUCUUCGACAAAAACAAACCAAAAGACGACACCAUCGGUACUAUUCCGGUGACAGAUCUGGAGGAGGCCCUCAAGCAGAUCCCCUUCAAGCCGAUCCCUACCAGCGCAGCCGAUGCGAUCAACGACGUAGAUCCCAACGCUGUUGUUGCAUUUAAACCGAUGCCACCGACAUCCACCACGAAAAGCGAAAAAUUGUCCCUAGAUUCGUCGGUUAGGAAAACAGUGCGGCGAAGAUCGAAACCCUCCAAUAAUAUCACUAAUCGAGGAAAGGAGAAAAUAUCAGCGGACCUAGCGGAUGUUACGCUAGAGUGAGAUAGGGUGGGCGUGUGCGUGAAGAGAGCGAGAACGUUUUAUCGGGUGAACGGCAUGGGUUUUCGGGCGUAUGAUCUUUUCUACAGAUUUACUUUCGGGAAGGAAGAUGAAAACAUGGGAGCAACACAAGCAAUAACUGUAAAUAUUGGUGUUUAGGAUGUGAUAUCGACUAUUUAUUCUACGAGUACAGAAGGACAUGCAUGGACGUUGACUAUUUAUUUCUGUUAAGUAAAAACAAAACGAAAUAAAGAACUGGUGCA
This is a messenger RNA of Wyeomyia smithii (pitcher-plant mosquito), 1777 nucleotides long. RefSeq lists its product as uncharacterized. Lineage: Eukaryota; Metazoa; Arthropoda; Insecta; Diptera; Culicidae. Bases 756 to 1517 code for a protein of 253 amino acids. The record is from RefSeq and is a predicted model, not a curated record. The transcript is spliced from 8 exons.